GAACAUAAACCCUCGGCGGCUAACCGGGAAGUUUUAUAGCCCUCGCCUCCCAGUUGCGCCACCGGACAUGGAGGCUACUGACAUGGAUAUUGAAGUAACUCAAGAACAAAUCCUCGAUUCCUGCAGCUCAUCGAAGCGAUUUGCACUCAAGAACUCCAUUCAAACCAACUUCGGCGAUGAUUACGUUUUCCAAGUCGUCCCAAAGGAAGACUGGACAUCGAUGGCGGUGUCUCUGUCGUCCAAUACCGUGAAAUUGUAUUCACCGGCGACGGGUCAGUACGUCGGAGAAUGCUGCAGAGGAGAGCAUUCAGAUAGUAUUAAUCACAUCUUAUUUUCCGGGAAUAUAUUGCACACUUGCUCGUCUGAUGGCACUCUUAGGGCUUGGGAUACUCGCUCUUACCAACAGGUGUCUUGUCUAAAUGCUGGCCCUUCUCAAGAAAUAUUUAGCUUUUCAUUUGGUGGAUCAAGUGAUAAUCUUCUUGCUGCAGGUUGUAAAUCUCAGAUACUUUUCUGGGACCGGAGAAGCAAGAAACAGGUUGCCUGCUUGGAGGAGUCUCAUAUGGAUGAUGUGACACAGGUUCACUUCAUACCAGAUCAGCAAAAUAAGCUUUUAUCUGCCUCUAUUGAUGGAUUAAUUUGCACUUUCGAUACCAGUGGAGAAAUCAAUGAUGACGAUCAUCUGGAAUCAGUGAUUAAUGUGGAGACGUCGAUCGGCAAGGUGGGGCUUUUUGGAGGGUCAUAUGAUAAGCUAUGGUGUUUGACUCAUAUCGAAACAUUAAGUAUUUGGGAUUUGACAGAAUCAAGACUUGAAGCUAAUUUUGAGGAUGCACGCCCCUUGGCAUCUAAUAGCUGGGCUCUAGAUCAGGUUGAUUAUCUUGUCGACUGUCACUACUCGGCCGCCGAUGAUCGUUUAUGGGUCAUCGGCGGCACGAAUGGUGGCAAUUUGGGCUACUUCCCUGUAGCUUAUGGAGGAGGGAGGAGAUCAAUUCUAUCACCAGAAGCCGUUCUUCACGAUGGUCAUACCGGAGUUGUUAGGAGCGUGUGUAUGAGAAGCGGGAUGAACCAAACCCAGGGGAUUUUCGGGUGGACGGGUGGCGAAGAUGGACGCUUGUGUUGCUGGUUGUCUGACGACUCGUGUGACGUAAAUCAUUCGUGGAUAUCAACUUCGUUGGUCGAGAAACACCCAAAAAAUCGAAGGAGAAAAAGGCAUCAACCUUACUAGAGUGAAAUUGUGGAGAUUUUGGUGUGUUGUAAUACUAUCUAUAAUUCUUCCUUUCCUUUUAAAAUUUUUUAAAUUCUUUUUCCUUUUCUUAGAAGUGCAAGCUGUAUGAUUCGUCGUGUAACUAAAAUUAUUAAAUCAAUCCAUUUUCAGUGCAAAC
Cynara cardunculus var. scolymus (artichoke) is the source of this 1379-nucleotide messenger RNA. Its product is annotated as WD repeat-containing protein GTS1. The coding region runs from base 68 to 1222 and encodes 384 amino acids. The record is from RefSeq and is a predicted model, not a curated record. The transcript has 8 exons. NCBI's taxonomy places the organism in Eukaryota, Viridiplantae, Streptophyta, Magnoliopsida, Asterales, Asteraceae. Gene Ontology annotation, molecular function: protein binding.